This is a messenger RNA of Sycon ciliatum, 7053 nucleotides long. RefSeq names its product U5 small nuclear ribonucleoprotein 200 kDa helicase-like. NCBI's taxonomy places the organism in Eukaryota, Metazoa, Porifera, Calcarea, Leucosolenida, Sycettidae. Gene Ontology annotation, molecular function: nucleic acid binding; ATP binding. The coding region runs from base 136 to 6594 and encodes 2152 amino acids. The record is from RefSeq and is a predicted model, not a curated record. The transcript has 60 exons.
GACUCGAUGAUUUUGCUCCUUGAGAAAGUUUGUAGGCAGGCUCGUAAAUGUUGAGGCUGCUGUGAAAAUCUCCUUCACAUCGUCCGUCGGAAGGAGUGAGCUGCCAACGAGGCAGCUGCCUGCUGACUUGCAGCCAUGGCGGAACAAGCUGCUCAGCGAUACCAGUACGAGUACCAAGCCACUUCUAACCUUGUACUUAGUCACGACAGGAACCUUAUUGACUACCGGUCUCGCAAUGAGCCCACUGGUGAGGUUCAGUCGCUCACGGGGCAUUUGGACGGAACCCGUAUGGGUGAUCGUUUCCACAGAAGCAAGGCACCAUUGCAGAAAGAUGAGGAAAGCGCAGCCAAGCGCGAAGCUCAGGCUGGCAAGAGCGGAAAGAAAUCUAAGAGUACAAAAAAGGCAGUUGGUGUCCUUGGGCACGGUGAUGAUAUGUCGGGCAUCUAUUAUCGACCUAAGACAAGAGAAACUCGUCAGACAUACGAGGUUCUUUUGAGCUUCAUCCAAGAGGCUAUUGGUGAUCAGCCUCGUGACAUUCUCUGUGGAGCUGUGGAUGAAGUCCUAGCCAGCUUGAAGCAGGAUCGUGUCAAGGACCAGGAGAAAAAGAUGGAGGUUGAGGCACUGCUGGGCUCCAUGAGAGAAGAGCGCUUUGCAUUGCUGGUGAAUCUGUGUAGGAAAAUCACCGACUAUGGAACAGAAAAGGAGCACGUGCAGCCGGAAGAGGACCUGAGCGGUGAGCUUGGUGUGGCUGUGGUGUUUGGAGAGGAUGAAGAAGAGGCUGAACCUCAGGAAGUUGACGUUGUCCGUGAUGAGUCCGGCAGCGAAGAAGAAGAGGAGGAAGGCGACGAUGCGGAUGUUUCAGAAACCAUUGCAGGAAAGACGGAUGGUGAUGGAGACAACAAAGGUGACAGUGAUGACGUAGACCCGCUAACCAUUGAUGCUUUCUGGCUGCAACGACAGCUGAACAAGUUCUAUGAUGAUGCCGUGGCGUCUCAACGGAAAGCCACCGAGGUGCUUACCAUCCUUGAUAAUGCAGAUGAUGACCGUGAAGCUGAAACCAAGCUCGUCAUGCUCCUCGGCUUCGACAACUUUGACUUCAUCAAGAUUCUGCGAAAGAAUCGUCUGAAGGUGUUGUACUGCACUUUGCUGGCUCGUGCUGCUGCUGGAGAGGAGCGCGAAAUGAUUGAAGCCAAGAUGCAGGCUGACCCUGCUUUGCUGCCAAUCCUGCAAGCGCUCACCGAUAUCAAGGCAGAGGAUCUAGUUGAGGAGGAACUUGACAGGAAAGCUGCUCAACGGAAAUCGAAGAUUGACGCCAAUCUGGGAGCUGAGGACAGUGAACAGAAAGCGUUGAUGCGUGCUACCAAGGUUCUUGACCUGGAUGGCAUGGCCUUCCAGCAAGGAAGUCACUUCAUGGCCAACAAGAAAUGCCUGCUGCCUGAUGGUUCUCUUCGAAAGACAAGAAAAGGCUUUGAAGAAGUCCAUGUUCCACCACUCAAGCAAAAGACGUGGGAUGACGGCGAGGCUCUGCGUGAGAUCAGCAAGCUUCCUGAAUACGCGCAGAAAGCCUUUGAAGGUUACCAAUCUCUGAAUCGAAUCCAGAGUCGUCUUGCAGAUGCUUGCCUGAACACGGAUGAGAACAUCUUGCUAUGUGCUCCAACAGGUGCCGGUAAGACCAAUGUUGCUCUUUUGACCAUGGUACAUGAGAUUGGAAAGCAUCUCAACGAUGAUGGCUCCAUCCGUCUUGAUGAGUUCAAGAUCAUCUACAUUGCUCCCAUGCGCUCUCUUGUACAGGAAAUGGUGCAGAACUUUUCAAAGCGACUUGCACCGUACAAUGUCACUGUGUCUGAAUUGACUGGAGAUCACCAGCUCAGUCGUGAGCAGAUUAAUGACUCACAGGUCAUUGUUUGCACACCAGAGAAAUGGGAUGUUGUGACGCGUCGAGGUGGAGAGCGAACAUUCACUCAGCUUGUCAGUCUGAUCGUGAUUGAUGAAAUUCAUUUGCUUCACGAUGAUCGUGGUGCAGUUCUCGAGAGUGUAAUCACCAGAGCACUGCGUCAAGGUGACAGCACUCAUGAAGUCAUUCGUCUAGUUGGGCUCUCUGCCACACUGCCCAACUACCCCAAUGUAGCUGAUUUCUUGCGUGUCAAGAAAGACAAGGGUCUUUUCUUCUUUGACAACAGCUUCCGCCCUGUGCCGUUGAAGAUGCAGUACAUUGGAAUCAGUGAGAAGAAAGCACUCAAGCGCUUCCAGCUAAUGAACGAAAUUGUGUAUGAGAAGAUUCUUGAAGAGGCCGGAAAGAGUCAGGUUCUCGUAUUCGUGCAUUCGCGGAAGGAGACAGUGAAGACGGCGAAAGCUAUCCGUGAUCUCUGCUUGGAGCGCGACAAGCUUGGUCUGUUUCUGAGAGAAGCCUCGGCCAGUACAGAAGUAUUGCGCACUGAAGCUGAAGAGGUCAAGAAUGCCGACCUGAAGGACUUGCUUCCGUAUGGCUUUGCUGUCCAUCACGCUGGAAUGUCCAGAGUUGAUCGUACGCUAGUUGAAGAUCUGUUUGGCGAUCAGCAUAUUCAGGUUCUGAUCUCUACAGCAACACUGGCGUGGGGUGUCAAUCUCCCAGCUCAUACCGUGAUUAUCAAGGGUACUCAGAUCUACAGUCCUGAGAAGGGCCAAUGGGUGGAACUGGGUGCACUAGAUGUCAUGCAGAUGUUUGGUCGCGCUGGUCGUCCCCAGUAUGAUCGCGAGGGUAAAGGCAUUCUGAUCACCAACCACAGUGAACUGCAAUACUACCUCUCCUUGCUUAAUCAUCAGCUGCCGGUUGAGAGUCAGUUUGUCAAGCGCUUGCCGGAGAACCUCAAUGCUGAGAUUGUCCUGGGCAGUGUACAAAACAUCAAGGACGCACUGGCGUGGCUCCGGUACUCGUACUACAACAUUCGCGUACAGAAGAACCCAACACUGUAUGGUGUCUCCCACGACGAACACACGGCCGACCCAUCACUGGAGGCUUUCUGCUUGAACGUCAUUCACACCGCUGCAGUACAGCUGGCCAAGGCACAGCUGAUCAAGUAUGACAAGCGCACAGGGCUGUUGCAGGCAACAGACCUUGGACGAAUCGCUAGUCACUUCUACUGCACCGUGGAGACAAUGUCGACGUACAACAGUUUGCUGAAGCCGACACUGAGCCAGAUUGAGUUGGUGCGUGUCUUCUCACUCUCGUCAGAGUUCAAGUACCUGAAUGUGCGCGAGGAGGAAAAGCUGGAGUUGGCCAAGCUGAUGGACCGUGUUCCCAUUCCGAUCAAGGAGACUAUUGAUGAGCCGAGUGCUAAGGUCAAUGUGCUGCUGCAGGCGUAUAUUUCCCAACUGAAGUUGGAUGGCCUGGCGCUAAUGGCAGAUAUGGUCUAUGUCACUCAGUCGGCGGGUCGUCUGAUGCGCGCUGUCUUUGAAAUUGUUCUUCAUCGUGGCUGGGCGCAACUGGCUGAUCGGUGUCUGAACAUGUGCAAGAUGAUUGACAAACGAAUGUGGCUAUCUAUGACCCCGCUGCGUCAGUUUAAGAAGCUGCCAGACGAAGUCACCAAAAAGGUGGAGAAGCGUGAAGCCUUCACAUGGGAGCGACUCUAUGAUCUCAGUGCCAACGAAAUUGGUGAGCUGAUCCGCAUGCCGAAGAUGGGCAAGAUCGUCCACCGCUUUGUACACCUCUUCCCCAAGCUGGAACUGGCCACUCACAUCCAACCGAUCACAAGAUCCACUCUGAAAGUUGAACUCACCAUCACUCCUGAUUUCCAAUGGGACGAGAAAAUUCAUGGACAGUCUGAGGGCUUCUGGGUGUUUGUCGAAGAUGUGGAUGGAGAAGCCAUUCUCCACAACGAGUUCUUCCUGCUGAAGUCCAAGUAUGCGACAGAGAAACACUUGCUGACUUUCUACGUACCUAUCUUUGAACCACUGCCACCGCAGUACUUCAUCCGUGUGGUGUCCGACAGAUGGCUUGCCUCGGAAACGCAGCAGGCUGUCUCCUUCCGUCAUCUCAUUCUGCCGGAGAAGUACCCACCGCCUACUGAGUUGCUUGAUCUGCAGGCAUUGCCUGUGUCGGCUCUGCACAACGUUGCUUACGAGUUCAUCUAUAAGCGACGUUUCCAGGAGUUCAAUGCAAUUCAAACACAAGUCUUCAACACUUUGUACAACACUGACAACAAUGUUUUCCUUGGUGCGCCCAAGGGCAGUGGCAAGACCAUCUGUGCGGAGUUUGCCAUCCUGCGUACGCUGGCACAGCCUGACGCACGCUGCGUCUACAUUGCACCCAUGCAGUGCCUGGCUGAGAUUGUGUAUGAGGACUGGAAGGUUCGCUUUGGCAGCCAUUUGGAACGUCGUGUUGUCAUGCUGACUGGAGAGACUAGCCAUGAUCUCAAACUCUUGGCCAAGGGCAAUAUCAUCAUUUCCACCCCAGAGAAGUGGGAUACAUUGUCCAGGCGAUGGAAGCAGAGGAAGAAUGUGCAGAACGUGCAUCUCUUUAUUCUAGACGAGACGCAUCUGAUCGGCGGUGAACUUGGUCCGGUGAUGGAGGUGAUCUGCUCUCGGAUGCGCUACAUCUCUUCCCAGAUUGAGCGCUCAAUUCGCAUCAUUGCACUCAGUGCGCCAGUAUCUAACGCACGGGACCUGGCUCAGUGGAUUGGUGCACCGCAGAACGCAACGUUCAACUUCCAUCCCAAUGUGCGGCCUGUGCCACUGGAACUUCACAUUCAGAGUUACAACAUCAGCCACACUAUGUCUCGUCUUCUUGCCAUGAUCAAGCCAACGUACAACGCCAUCUUGAAGCAUGCUCCAGCCGAGCCUGCACUAAUCUUUGUGCCGAGUCGCAAGCAGGCCCGUCUCACAGCUCUGGACAUCAUGGCAUAUGUCGCCGCAGACAACAAGCCACUCAGAUUCUUACACUGUGAAGCCUCUGACUUGAAGCCAUACUUGAGCAAAAUCAAGGACAAGACUUUGCAUGAGAUGAUUCCACAAGGUGUAGCCUACCUACACGAAGGUCUCAGUGAAGUUGAACGCAAAGCAAUCGAAGCAUUGUUCAAUGCAGGCGCCAUUCAGGUGGUGGUAGCAUCAUGUGAUGUGGCCUGGCAUCUGGACAUGCAGGCACACCUGGUGGUCAUUAUGGACACUCAGUACUUUGACGGACGUAAUCACAGAUAUGCAGACUAUCCCAUCACCAAUAUUCUGCAGAUGGUUGGUCUUGCUAAUCGAGUGAACGUUGCAGAUGAAGUCGGUGUGUGCAUCCUCAUGUGCCAGAACUCCAAGAAAGAACUCUACAAGAAGUUCCUCUACGAGCCUCUGCCAGUGGAGUCCCAUUUGGAUCACUUCCUUCAUGACCACUUCAACGCUGAGAUUGUGACGAAGACAAUAGAGAACAAGCAAGAUGCAGUGGAUUACCUGACCUGGACGUUCCUCUACCGUCGCAUGACGCAGAAUCCCAACUACUACAACCUCCAGGGUAUGACACAUCGUCAUCUCAGUGAUCACUUGAGUGAGGUCGUGGAAACCACGCUCAGUGACCUACAGCAGUCCAAGUGUAUCUCCAUUGAGGAUGAGAUGGAUGUCAAUCCUCUCAACUUGGGCAUGAUUGCUGCAUACUACUACAUCAACUACACGACGAUCGAACUGUUCAGUAUGUCGCUCAACGCCAAGACGAAGCUUCGUGGCCUGCUGGAGAUUAUCUCCAACGCUGCAGAGUACUCGGACAUUCCCGUGCGCCAUCAUGAAGACUCUGUCUUGGCGAAGCUGUCUCAUCGGGUGCCACACAAGCCUAGCAGCAAUCAGUUCAACGAUCCACAUGUCAAGACCUAUCUACUCCUGCAGGCUCACCUGUCUCGCAUCCAGCUGCAUGCUGAAAUGCAGGCCGACACUGAGGUGAUCCUCAAGCAGGCUAUCCGCCUGAUCCAGGCCUGCGUAGACGUACUCAGCAGCAAUGGUUGGCUGUCGCCUGCCUUGGCUGCUAUGGAGCUGGCGCAGAUGACUACGCAAGCCAUGUGGAGACGCGACUCCUAUCUGAAGCAGCUUCCUCACUUCUCCAGCGAAGUUGUGAAGCGAUGCUCAACUAAGAAAAUCGACGAUGUGUUUGAUCUGAUGGAGAUGGAGGAUGCUGACCGUCUGGAGCUGCUGAAGAUGCAGGACUGGCAACUCAGGGAUGUUGCCGUAUUCUGCAACCGCUACCCGAACAUUGAAUUGUCUUACGACAUCGUUGAAUCCGAGGAACUCACAAGUGGGCAACCUGUGGUUAUCAACGUCAAGUUGGAGCGUGAGGUAGAAAGUGAGGGUGAGGUUGUGGGACCCGUUGUUGCACCUCACUUCCCACAGAAACGCGACGAGGGUUGGUGGCUUGUUAUCGGUGACCAGAAGACUAACAGCUUGAUUUCCAUCAAGCGUGUUACCCUCCAGCACAAGUCCAAGGUGAAGCUCGAUUUCGUGGCUCCAUCUGCUGGAUCAUACAAGUACACACUCUUCUUCAUGUGUGAUGCCUAUCUUGGCUGUGAUCAGGAGCAGGAGCUCUCCCUGAAGAUCCAUGAGGAUGAUGAUGAAGAAGACGAGGACAGUGCUGAAGACAUGGAAGUUGAGUAGACAAUGGCGAAAAUGCUUACUGUCGCUUCCUUCUCUUUCCAAACAUGUGGCCUGCCGUCUUUUUAGACCUGUUGUCUGUAAAUACUUUGUGAGCUGACUUUUAGAACAUUGCUGUAAUUUUCCUUUUGCUGUUUGCAACAUGUUGACCUGUUUAAAAUUGCCAACCCCAUGCUUUUUUCAUACCAUUUCUUAUAUGUACACAUUUCCAAAAGCAAGCCUUGGUUUCCUGUGUAGAUCCGCCAUGCUUGCCUAGAACCAUGAAAAACACUAUGCCCUUUGUCGGCUGCACGUUCAUACUACUUUAUUAUCAUGAUCUGUUGUCUCUCAUACGUACGUCUCAUUCUCAACUCCCAUCUGCUCGCUCUGCAUAUGCCAUGAUUUGACUUAACAUUCUACAUACAUUCUGAGCCACAUUGGCAAUGCAAGACUGAGCAAAACCAAACAGAUCUAGAUCUGAAA